AUAUAUAGAAAAUAAAACAAAAAUAAAUAAUGAAAAAAACUAGCGUACCCAACUCGAAGGGUAGAAGAAUGAAGAACCUUCUGGAGUUCUUAUCCAAUUUUCCAAUAACGUAGUUUUUAUAUUUACCCAAAACUCAAUCCAAGUCUUCCAAACCAGAACACAGCACAACACAAACAACAACAAUGGCUGAUAGCAUCUUCGGUUACCCUUUCAGGCGCGUCUUCUGGAACCCUCCGAUCUACAGGGAGUGGUCCGGAUCAACGGCUCUUAUGGAUUGGCUUGAAUCCCCUAAUGCCCACAUCUUCAAGGUUAACGUUCCAGGUUUCAGCAAAGAAGACAUUAAAGUACAGAUAGAAGAUGGGAAUGUUUUGCACAUUAGAGGAGAAGGUGGGAAGGAAGAAUCCUAUCCAAAGGACGCAAUUUGGCAUGUAGCUGAGAGGGGGACGGGGAAAGGAGACUUUUCUCGGGAAAUUGAAUUGCCGGAAAAUGUGAAGGUGGAUCAGAUUAAAGCCCAGGUUGAAAAUGGUGUUCUCACCAUUCAUGUACCUAAAGAUUCAACUCCAAAGCCUUCCAAAGUCCGAAACAUCAACAUCACUAGCAGGCUCUGAAACUUCAAAUAUUAGUAACUUUGGAAAUCUUAAAGUAUGAAAAAGCAAAUUAAACAUGGUUUU
This is a messenger RNA of Ziziphus jujuba (common jujube), 671 nucleotides long. Its product is annotated as 15.7 kDa heat shock protein, peroxisomal. Bases 183 to 608 code for a protein of 141 amino acids. Gene Ontology annotation, biological process: protein complex oligomerization; response to heat; response to salt stress. The record is from RefSeq and is a predicted model, not a curated record. The transcript is spliced from 2 exons. Lineage: Eukaryota; Viridiplantae; Streptophyta; Magnoliopsida; Rosales; Rhamnaceae.